Molecule: messenger RNA, 1888 nt
Organism: Rhopalosiphum padi (bird cherry-oat aphid)
Lineage: Eukaryota; Metazoa; Arthropoda; Insecta; Hemiptera; Aphididae
Exons: 2
Coding region: 704-1672 (322 amino acids)
Biological process (GO): regulation of transcription by RNA polymerase II
Cellular component (GO): nucleus; transcription regulator complex
Molecular function (GO): DNA binding
Source: RefSeq, a predicted model, not a curated record
CCGUCCGGAUCGCACCGGUCGCGGACCGCGCCGUGGGUGCUGCGCGCACGUUUGGUACCACUGGCCGCCUGUGUGGAGCGCGCAUCACCGACGGGGUCGGCGGCGGUGGUAGACGAACGACGAAUCGACCGGGCGGAUGUUUUUAACGCGGGCAUCCGCCGUAGCGACCCGGUCAAACCGGCCGCCGGAACGCGCGUUUUCCACUUGCCCCGCCCAACCGCACGACCGGGCCGAAACCGUCCACCACCGCAUCAGCACGUCAUUGUCCUAUUCCUAAAACGUUGGACCCUCCCGAGGAUCGGCGGCGGUCGUGUAUAUCCAGUGUUAUUAUUAUAUUGUUGUUGUUGUUAGAACAUUUUAUCGAUCGACGAGGCGCCCGUCCGGCGGAUACCGGUGCCCCGCACGUCACCGUUUCGCUCGGUUCGUACCGUACGGCGACGGACGACUUAGGACUGCAGUCAACAGUCGAACACGAGUCUAUGCGCACGCACGUUUACUGUGUCACUGUCUUUGCAUAUCAUUAUUGUCAUCAUCAUCGCCAUCGUCGUGGUCGUUAAUAAUUUACUUCACUGAGGUAGUCGUAAAACGUCAUCGAGUUUAUUGUAAUAUUGUAUAAUACUGCGAUACAACAACCGGUACAGGGUAUUAUUGGCCGUAAAAAUCCUCUACCUACAAUAAUAACCACUGGUCAAACGACAUAAUUAUGGUUUAUUUCACGGAAAAACUAAUAAAUGAAGUACAAAAGCGGUCGUGCAUAUGGGACGCGACUGACAUGAACCACCUCAACAAGUUAGUUCUGACCAGCAUGUGGAGAGAGAUCGCUGAAAACCUUUACUCGGAUUGGCACACACUUAGCGGUUACGAUAAACGUGGUAGAGUGUCCGAUGUCAAGAAAAAAUGGACAAACAUUAAAGACUCGUUCGUUAAAGACGUCAAGGGCAACAAACCGAGAAAAUCCCAGUGUCUGCCUGAACACCGGAAAAAGUACUAUCUGUACGAUCACUUACAAUUUCUAUUACCAUUCAUUCAAGACUCAAAUUCUGGCAGUGGCAGUGUACCAGUGCAGAGAAAGAAAGUACGUAAAAACACGCUUGGCGAGGGCUCGUCUCGGAACUUGCAACCGGCGGCUGUAGUGACGCCCUCAGUCGCCCCAGAAAUAAGUGAAAGAUCAGAAAUUCUGCAACCGGAUGUGCAACAGCAUGUCGACUUACUCAACAGCUUUGCGGGCGAGACAGCCGCAAGCGCGCUGUGUCAACUGGAUGGCGACUUAUCUUUCAUGGUGUCGUUGUUACCUACCAUCAAAUCGAUGAAUGAAAAGCAAAAGAUUAACUUUAAAAUCGGCAUUCUGCAGCUUGUGUCCCGGAUAAAAUUCGAUGAAUUGCCACAUCAUCCCUCGGGUGCUAUGUACCCAUUCACCUCGACGACUCCCGAUCUCGGAAGCUUUUCUGUGUCUAAUCAACCGGCAGUGAUGAUAGGCGUACCACCUCUGCAACCGUUCGUCAACCGUGCGACUGUGUCAUCUACACAGCAACAGCAGCAGCACCACCAACGCAACCAUAAACACCAUAUCGAGCACGAGUCGACGGUUAAACAAGAAGUGAUCGACUCGAGUCCAGGGAAAUCAUAUUGGCGUUCCGAUUGCGAGACCGAAGAUGAUAUGGACAGUUCUUGAUCAAAAUUAUAAUUAAAAACAUUCUAAAUCAUAGAUGUAUACAAAAAAUUAUUUAUUAUAUUUAAUUUAAGAUCUUUAACACAAAAGCACGAUUUGUUGAGUAAGCAUUAUUUUCUUUUUUAAAAUACAAUUUCCUACCAUUUGUUGCACAUUGUAUUGUAUAUUAUUAUAUUAUGUCUAUCAGUAUUGUGAAUUAAAAUGCAUUUUGUUUUAAUA